AUGAUCAUUCGGAUGAUUGCUGAGGUUUUAAACGCCAAUAAAGAGACCGUCAGAAAAAUUUUACACAACGAAUUGAACAUGAAGAAAGUCUGUGCGAAGUUGGUCCCAAAAUAUUUGACUCCUGAUCAAAAACUCGUCCGUCAACAGAUUUGCUCAGACAUUCUUGAGAGGUUAGAAGAAGAGCCUGAAUUGAUAGAAAACAUCAUCACCUGCGACUUUUACUUGUUUCCGAAGAUCAAGUCUGCCUUAAAAGGAACCCGGUUCGAGUUGAUGGAAGAAGUGAAACGAAAAUCAGCGGAACUCCUGAAUGAUCUUACAAAAACAAACUUCCAGCACUGCUUCGAGCAAUGGAAGAAACGAAUGAAAUGGUGUGUGGAGAGGGGAGGAGAGUAUAUUGAAGGGGAACAUUUGUUGUGGAAUAAUUUUUAA
This is a messenger RNA of Cinara cedri, 429 nucleotides long. The record is from the annotation of a GenBank genome assembly. NCBI's taxonomy places the organism in Eukaryota, Metazoa, Arthropoda, Insecta, Hemiptera, Aphididae.